Molecule: messenger RNA, 339 nt
Organism: Brenthis ino (lesser marbled fritillary)
Lineage: Eukaryota; Metazoa; Arthropoda; Insecta; Lepidoptera; Nymphalidae
Source: the annotation of a GenBank genome assembly
AUGUCUGUGGUGGUGAGGCUGGCGGCGCUGCUGGCCGCGCUGCUGGUGGCGGCGGGCGGCGCGCGCGCCUCCGUGACCGUUGUGCAGAUGCAGUUGGCCUACGAACAGGUCUACGAGCUGCAUCUGAACAGCUCCGUAGAGUACAUAUUAGAUGUUGCCACCGCGGGCGGCGCGUCGCACCUGCCGAGCCUGGUGUGGGUGCACAGCGACGGCGGCGACAGCGCGCACCCCGUGUUCGUAACCGCGCGCGUGCCCACCGGUACGUACCUCCAUCCUCGUCUUGUGUGCUUAAAGCUUAUUAUGGGAAUAUUUAUACCAGGUGACAUGAACCAAUGUCUU